AUGCCUCAACUCAACCCAGACCCCUGAUUCCUUAUUAUAUUAAACAUCAUGAUUAACUUCUCACUAGUCAUCCAACCCAAACUCAUAACUUUUACCUCCACCAACUCCCCCUCCAACAAAACAGCCACAACCACCAAAACCACCCCAUGAGCCUGACCAUGAACCUAA
This is a messenger RNA of Pygoscelis adeliae (Adelie penguin), 168 nucleotides long. The record is from the annotation of a RefSeq genome assembly. NCBI's taxonomy places the organism in Eukaryota, Metazoa, Chordata, Aves, Sphenisciformes, Spheniscidae.